AUGCCCGGCCGAGGCGAGGUCAUUCACAUCCACGUUGGCCAAGCUGGCGUGCAGCUCGGUAACGCCGCAUGGGAGCUGUACCUUCUGGAGCACGGUCUCAGGCCUGAUGGGCGAGUCGACUCCAACGAAACCGACGAUGCUGGCCCCAAUGGUAUCUACGAGACCUUCUUCACCCAGACGAGCGGCGGUAAAUAUGUUCCUCGUGCCAUCUUCGUCGAUCUCGACCCAAGCCCAAUCGAUGAGAUCCGAACGGGCAACUAUCGCCAGCUCUUCCACCCCGAACAGCUGAUCAGCGGCAAGGAAGAUGCUGCCAACAACUAUGCUCGGGGCCACUACACAAUUGGAAAGGAGAUGGUGGACGAGGUUCUUGAGCGUGUGCGACGUUUGGCGGACAACUGUUCGUCUCUACAGGGGUUUCUUAACUUCCACUCCUUUGGUGGUGGCACAGGCUCUGGCUUUGGCUCUCUCCUCCAGGAAAAUCUAGCGCAGGAGUACGGCAAGAAAGCCAAAUUGGAUUUCGCGGUUUACCCAUCUCCUCGCGUAUCUACCGCCGUUGUGGAACCAUACAACGCCGUGUUGUCCACCCACAGCACCAUCGAGCAUUCCGACUGCACCUUCCUAGUUGACAACGAGGCUAUCUAUGAUAUCUGUCGUCGUCACAUGGAUAUUCCCCGUCCUGGCUUUGAACACCUGAACGGCCUGGUCGCCCAGGUAGUAAGCUCCAUUACCUCGAGUAUGCGCUUCGACGGCGUUCUCAACAUCGAUCUGGCUGAGUUCCAGACCAAUUUGGUGCCGUUCCCGCGUAUCCAUUACCCGUUGAUCUCGUAUGCACCUGUGAUCUCUAGCAACCGUGUUUCGCACGAGAGCUUCAAGGUUCAGGAUCUGACCUUCCAAUGCGCUGAACCUGCCAACCAAAUGGUUGUAUGUGAUCCGCAUAAGGGCAAGUACAUGGCUGUGACCCUGAUGUACCGUGGCGACGUCGUGCCUAGCGACUGCAACAAAGCCGUGGCCGCACUGAAGGCGAAACCUUCCUUCCACCUGGUUGACUGGUGUCCCACUGGAUUCAAGCUAGGUAUCAAUUACUCACCGCCUAAGCGCGUCGCCGACAGUGCGAUGGCCCCGGUCGAUCGUUCGGUCAGCAUGCUCUCCAACACGACGGCCAUUGCCGAGGCAUGGAGCCGGCUGGAUCACAAGUUCGACCUCAUGUAUUCCAAGCGCGCAUUCGUCCACUGGUAUGUGGGCGAGGGUAUGGAAGAAGGCGAAUUCAGCGAGGCUCGGGAAGAUCUCGCAGCUUUAGAGAAGGACUACGAAGAAGUCGCCGGCGACGUGAUUUCCGAAGAGGAGCCUGAGUACUAG
Penicillium maclennaniae is the source of this 1356-nucleotide messenger RNA. RefSeq names its product tubulin alpha chain. Gene Ontology annotation, biological process: microtubule cytoskeleton organization; mitotic cell cycle. The coding region runs from base 1 to 1356 and encodes 451 amino acids. Gene Ontology annotation, molecular function: GTP binding; structural constituent of cytoskeleton. The transcript is spliced from 7 exons. Gene Ontology annotation, cellular component: cytoplasm; microtubule. The record is from RefSeq and is a predicted model, not a curated record. NCBI's taxonomy places the organism in Eukaryota, Fungi, Ascomycota, Eurotiomycetes, Eurotiales, Aspergillaceae.